GAUUACACUCUCAACGACUUGGACCCCGAGACAGGCAUUAUGCGACCCGUGGCCUCAUAUUUUGGGGCCCGACGUUUGUUUGAAAAGUUACAGGGAGUGGAGGUGCACUGGCCCAAUGGCAAAAAGAUACAGCCACCCGAUGUUCCCUAUUGUGGGUUCACAGGCGAUGCACCACAUUGCGUUAUUAAAGACAUCAUUUUCCCCGAACAUGUGGUCAAAAGCAGACAAUCGGGAGGAAAGUCUGUUAUGUCACUUACCUUUUCUGAAACUGAUGGAUACGCGGCCUCUGGAAAGGCAUCGACAGCUAAGGUCGGGUCAGUCGUCAACUCACUGGUCAGCGCCGCCGGAGUUAUCGAUUCAGUUCUGGUCGCCUCUUAUAAGGGGAUCAGAGUUGCGGUCAAACCGUUGAAAAUAAAGAGAUUGAAUUUGAGUCGAGAAUUACUACAAGAAUUGAAAUCUAUGCGGGAGCUGACUCACGAGAAUUUGGUCAGAUUUGUGGGGUUGUGUCCGGAUGAGCAAAAUCUAGCCGUUGUGACCGAACUCUGCAUUAGAGGCAGUCUUCGGGAUCUGUUGGAGAACGAGAAGAUCAACAUUGACUGGAAUUUCCGGUACUCUAUGAUGACAGACAUCGUGGAGGGCAUGAUAUUC
Molecule: messenger RNA, 648 nt
Organism: Oppiella nova
Lineage: Eukaryota; Metazoa; Arthropoda; Arachnida; Sarcoptiformes; Oppiidae
Source: the annotation of a GenBank genome assembly